UGGAAAUGUUUGUUUCCCGAAGUCUAUCAUCCAUUUGUGUUCACACCAUUGUUCUUUGCUAAUUCAGUUUAUGACAGUUGGCAGCGGGAAUAUGAACUGGGUAUUGCCUGUUUGGCUGUAUCUUGUCCAAGUGAACAUGUCCGGGAUGUGCAUAACCUGAAAGAUGUUGUUUUAGGUCUGGCACAAAACAUCACUCGUUCCAAAAAGAAUGGUUUAUUUUUGACGGUGUGUCCAUUUCAUGUCUUGCUUGUGAAACCGUGGUUUUCAGAACCUGUUGUAGGUACGCCAACACUUCAGAGUUCUGUGGCUGCCUGGCUGCAGCAUGAUAAACAGCAGUCUCUGGUUAAGUCUCUGCCAGAUUUAGAGUCAGCAUUGGAAGUUUGCCAACGAUUUCUUAACUAA
Candidula unifasciata is the source of this 402-nucleotide messenger RNA. NCBI's taxonomy places the organism in Eukaryota, Metazoa, Mollusca, Gastropoda, Stylommatophora, Geomitridae. The record is from the annotation of a GenBank genome assembly.